UGAAUCUUCUUUUCCUUUUGGUUGAGUUUCAUACCAGAAGGGAGAGUGCCAGGCUCAUUCUCUCACGAUCCUUCUGUUUCUUCCAAUUAUUUUGUCUGUCAAUUUCGUGAAGUUCAUCAGAGAUCGUGGAGGCGCCAUUCCUUACUUUACGAAACUUGAGUAACUGCAUCAAUGGAGUGGACGACAUUGCAGCAUCUGGAUCUACGACACGUUGGACGCGGCGUUAGACCGCUGCAGCCUCAUGCUGCUUCAUUUCAUCCUCACCAGGCGCUUGUUGCCGUCGCCAUUGGAACCUACAUCGUUGAAUUUGAUGCAUUGACUGGAAGCAAGAUUUCUGCCCUUGACAUUGGUGCACCUGUUGUACGCAUGUCUUACAGCCCUACAAGUGGGCAUACUGUGAUUGCAAUUCUACAGGAUUGUACGAUACGGUCUUGUGAUUUUGACCUAGAGCAAACGUGUGUACUGCAUUCCCCUGAGAAGAAGACAGAACAAAUAUCUGCUGACACAGAAGUUCAUAUGGCUUUGACUCCAUUACAACCUGUUGUGUUUUUUGGUUUCCAUAGACGGAUGAGUGUGACAGUUGUUGGAACUGUUGAAGGUGGAAGAUCGCCUACAAAAAUCAAGACAGACUUGAAGAAGCCCGUUGUAAAUCUUGCCUGCCAUCCUCGGCUUCCUGUCCUAUAUGUUGCUUAUGCAGAAGGUUUGAUUCGAGCAUAUAACAUUCAUACCUAUGCUGUUCAUUAUACCCUACAACUUGAUAAUACCAUUAAGCUUAAUGGUGCUGGUGCCUUUGCAUUUCAUCCAACUCUCGAAUGGAUUUUUGUUGGUGAUCGACGGGGUACACUAUUGGCAUGGGAUGUAUCAACUGAGAGACCAAGUAUGAUUGGAAUCAUACAAGUUGGUCAACAACCAAUAAUAUCAGUUGCUUGGCAUCCCAUAUUGCGUUUACUUGUAACUCUUUCAAAGGAUGGAAAUCUGCAAGUUUGGAAAACACGGGUUAUAGUUAAUCCUAACAGACCUCCUAUGCAGGCUAAUUUUUUUGAGCCUGCAGCAAUUGAAUCACUUGAUAUUCCUCGCAUCCUUUCUCAACAGGGCGGAGAAGCAGUUUAUCCCCUACCACGAAUUAAAGCUCUAGAACUUCAUCCGAAAUUUAAUUUAGCAGCACUAGUGUUUGCAAAUGUAACAAGCGGAGAGAAUUCAAAAAAUAAGACCACAAGCAGUAGAGAAAGGAGGAAGCAACUCUUUGCAGUUUUGCAAAGUGCACGAGGCUCUUCAGCAUCUGUUUUGAAAGAAAAACUCUCAUCCUUGGGUUCAUCUGGAGUGUUAGCAGACCAUCAGCUUCAGUCUCAACUACAAGAACAUCAUCAGAAAGGUCAUAGUCAUCUUACCAUAUCAGACAUCGCAAGGAAAGCUUUUCUUUAUAGUCAUUUUAUGGAAGGUCAUGCAAAAAGCACUCCAAUAUCUCGGUUGCCCCUCAUCACUGUCUUGGAUACUAAGCAUCAACUGAAGGACAUACCAGUUUGCCAGCCCUUUCAUUUGGAGCUAAAUUUCUUCAGCAAAGAGAACCGUGUUCUUCAUUAUCCUGUGAGGGCCUUCUACAUGGAUGGUGUGAACCUUAUGGCAUAUAAUCUCUCAUCUGGCUCAGAUAGCAUCUACAAAAAGCUUUAUAAUUCGAUUCCUGGAAAUGUGGAGUACCAAGUAAAACACUUGCAUUAUAGUAAAAAGCAGCACCUAUUUCUUGUUGUUUAUGAGUUCAGUGGCGCUACAAAUGAAGUGGUGCUGUACUGGGAAAAUGCAGGUGCGGAGACAGUGAGCAGUAAAUGUAGCACAGUCAAAGGUCAAGAUGCUGCAUUUAUUGGCCCCAAUGAAAAUCAGUUUGCCAUUCUUGAAGAUGACAGGACAGGACUGGCUGUCUAUACUUUGCCUGGGGGUUCCUCACAAGAAGCUAAGGAAGAUGAUAAUGUAUUUGCAGAGAACCAACCUGCAGAGACUAGUAUUGGUUCAAUUAAGGGCCCUACGCCAUUUUUGUUUGAAACUGAAAUUGAUCGUAUCUUCUCUACUCCUUUAGAUUCAAGCUUGAUGUUUGCUUCUCAUGGAAACCAGAUUGGAUUGGUAAAAUUGGUACAAGGGUACCGCCUUAAAACUUCAAGUGCUGAUGGUCAUUAUUUAUCAACCAAAAGCGAGGGGAAAAAGGCAAUCAAGUUGAAAAGAAAUGAGAUCGUACUUCAGGUGCACUGGCAAGAGACUCUUAGGGGCUAUGUUGCUGGAAUUUUAACAACGCACAGAGUCCUUAUUGUUUCAGCAGCACUUGAUAUCCUGGCAGGCACUUCUUCAAAUUUUGACAAGGGGCUUCCUUCAUUUAGAUCACUCCUAUGGGUAGGACCAGCCCUUCUGUUUUCUACUUCCACCACAGUUAAUGUGCUUGGCUGGGAUGGAAAAGCAAGGACUAUUCUCUCUAUUAGUUUGCCUAAUGCAGUCUUGGUUGGUGCGUUGAAUGAUAGAUUGUUACUCGCAAGCCCUACAGAAAUAAAUCCCAGACAGAAGAAGGCAAUUGAGAUUAAAAGCUGUCUUGUUGGGCUUCUUGAACCACUUCUCAUUGGAUUUGCUACAAUGCAACAAAGUUUUGAGCAGAAGCUUGAUCUACCUGAAAUACUAUACCAAAUAACAUCCAGGUUUGAUAGCUUGCGCAUAACACCAAGAUCUCUUGACAUUCUAGCUAGAGGUUCUCCUGUUUGUGGAGACCUAGCUGUGUCAUUAUCCCAGUCAGGUCCACAGUUCACUCAGGUUCUGCGUGGUGUUUAUGCUGUGAAAGCUCUUCGGUUUUCAACUGCUUUGUCAGUCUUGAAAGAUGAAUUUCUGCGUUCCAGAGAUUAUCCAAGAUGCCCUCCUACAUCUCACUUGUUUCACCGGUUCAGGCUGUUGGGUUAUGCCUGUAUCAGGUUUGGUCAAUUUGACAGUGCGAAAGAAACAUUCGAAGUAAUAGCAGACUAUGAAAGCAUGCUUGAUCUGUUCAUAUGCCACCUUAAUCCCAGUGCCAUGCGACGUCUUGCUCAGAAGUUGGAAGAAGAAGGUCUAGACUCAGAAUUGAGGCGAUAUUGUGAAAGAAUUCUACGAGUUCGAUCUUCCGGAUGGACACAGGGUAUAUUUGCCAACUUUGCUGCAGAGAGCAUGGUUCCUAAAGGACCUGAGUGGGGUGGUGGAAACUGGGAGAUCAAAACCCCUACAAAUGCAAAGGAUAUCCCUCAGUGGGAGCUUGCUGCAGAGGUGACACCAUAUAUGAAAACUGAUGAUGGUAGCAUUCCAUCCAUUAUUGUAGAUCAUAUUGGUGUGUAUUUAGGAUCAAUUAAGGGAAGAGGUAACAUUGUAGAGGUGAGGGAAGAUAGCUUAGCCAAGGUCUUUCCUCCAUCAGGUAGUGAUAAGCCAAAUGGUCCUGAGGUAUCUUCAGUUAAAGCCAUACCUAGUCAGUCAAAGGGACUUCUUGAUGGUACUUCCAAAGGUAAUUUAUUGAUGGGUCUGGAAAACCUUAAGCCUGCUAAUGCCUCUUCUGAUGAACAAGCUAGAGCAGAAGAAGAAUUCAAGAAAUCUAUGUAUGGAGCUGCUGCUGAUGGGAGCAGUAGCGAUGAGGAAGGAGUAUCAAAAACAAAGAAAAUACAGAUUAGAAUACGAGACAAGCCUAUUGCAUCUUCUACUGUGGAUGUAAACAAGAUCAAAGAAGCCACAAAACAGUUUAAACUUGGUGAAGGCUUAGCUCCACCAACAAGGACCAAGUCUUUAUCUGGUGGUGCCCAGGACCUUGGCCAGAUCUUGGCCUUGCCACCAGUAACUACUGGGAUGGCUGCUCCUACUGUUUCAACCCCAGGUGACCUGUUUGGUACGGAUGUUUUAACACGACCAGAACCAAUCUCACAGCCAAGUCCUGUGGCUGUAGGUGGGGGAAUUAAAGCAGCGCCUAUUCCAGAGGACUUUUUUCAGAAUACAAUUCCAUCCUUCCAGGUUGCUGCAUCACUGCCUCCUGCUGGGACAUAUCUCUCCAAAUUUACUCCUGGAGCUGAAAGCAGCCAGACUACUUCAGCACAGGUUAAUGCUUCUGCAGCUAAUGCUGGGGUUCAAGGUGGCAUUCCCCCUCAAACUAUUCAACAACCUGUUGUUCCCCUUGAGUCCAUUGGGCUUCCUGAUGGUGGAGUUCCACCACAAUCUUCAGGCCAGGCUGCAGUCAUGCCAGCCGCACCACAACCAACAUUUCAGGUUGCUCAUGCACCAAUUUCUACCCAACCUCUUGAUCUUAGUGUUCUUGGAGUACCAAAUUCUGCUGAUUCAGCAAAAUCUCAACCUCGUGCUGAUUCUCCACCAUCUUCUGUGCGUCCUGGGCAGGUUCCACGCGGGGCUGCUGCUUCUGUAUGUUUCAAGACUGGACUUGCUCACCUUGAGCUAAAUCAUCUUUCAGAUGCAUUAUCUUGCUUUGAUGAGGCUUUUCUUGCAUUAGCUAAGGAGCAAUCCCGUGGAAAUGAUAUUAAAGCUCAAGCUACAAUCUGUGCCCAAUAUAAGAUAGCAGUCACGCUUCUUCAGGAAAUUGGACGUCUGCAAAAAGUUCAUGGUCCAAGUGCAAUCAGCGCAAAAGAUGAGAUGGCAAGACUUUCACGCCAUCUGGGUUCCUUACCCCUUCUGGCCAAGCACCGAAUAAAUUGCAUUCGAACUGCCAUUAAACGAAACAUGGAGGUCCAAAAUUAUGCUUAUAGCAAGCAAAUGCUAGAACUACUUCUGUCUAAAGCGCCUCCUAGCAAGCAGGAAGAGUUUAGAAGCCUUGUUGACUUGUGUGUUCAGAGGGGUUUGACUAAUAAGUCCAUUGAUCCGUUGGAGGACCCCUCACAAUUCUGUGCUGCCACAUUAAGCCGGCUGUCAACCAUUGGAUAUGAUGUCUGUGAUCUGUGUGGAGCCAAAUUUUCAGCGGUCACUGCACCAGGAUGCAUCAUCUGCGGAAUGGGAAGCAUCAAAAGAUCAGAUGCGCUCACCGGACCAGUUCCAGUUCCUUCUCCAUUUGGCUGAGUCCCCAUGAUCGCUAAUAAUACUUGUUUAACGUGCGACGCCCCCAGUGAUACUGAUGUUGAAAGACGCAACUUGUAGAGGAAACGGACAAUUGAAUGGAAAGGGGGGCAAAUUCCUGCACCAACUCUAGAGAGAUUAUAGGCUUCCCUCAUUGUGCAUACUGAUUCUGAUGUGAUUGUUUGCGAUAAUUUGCCUUGGCUUCCUUCUCUUUUGAUUUCUUCCCCAGGUCAUGUAAUUGUCUGUAUUGCGUAAUAUUUUCCCCCAGUUUUGUAAUAUACUGACGAUAGUUUGUGAAGAUAGAAAAACAAUGUUAAUAUGCAUAUUUGUAUUAUUGAUGAUUUCUAAGAAACAAGAGAAUGUGUCCUUAUGCGA
Molecule: messenger RNA, 5415 nt
Organism: Neltuma alba
Lineage: Eukaryota; Viridiplantae; Streptophyta; Magnoliopsida; Fabales; Fabaceae
Product: TSET complex member tstE
Exons: 25
Coding region: 172-5043 (1623 amino acids)
Biological process (GO): autophagosome assembly
Molecular function (GO): protein binding
Source: RefSeq, a predicted model, not a curated record